GCCUCUCCCAACAUGGCGACCCUGACUCUCCGUUCCCGGUGCGGAACGUACGACCGGAAGUGACGGGUCCCAGAAAUUUCCGCUUUCUUUCUGCAGCAGGAACCGUGGCUGCCGGACAAGAGGGGUGCGGUGGAUACUGACCUUUGCUUCGGCCUCGUGUAGGUGUGAACGAGCGGCGUGAAGACACAGCGCAUCUCCCCGCUGUCGGCUUCCUCCCACAGAACCCGUUUCGGGCCUCAGAGCGUCUGGUGAGAUGCUGCUGCCGCUGCUUCUGCUCCUACCCAUGUGCUGGGCCGUGGAGGUCAAGAGGCCCCGGGGCGUCUCCCUCACCAAUCAUCACUUCUACGAUGAGUCCAAGCCUUUCACCUGCCUGGACGGUUCGGCCACCAUCCCAUUUGAUCAGGUCAACGAUGACUAUUGUGACUGCAAGGAUGGCUCUGACGAGCCAGGCACGGCUGCCUGUCCUAACGGCAGCUUCCACUGCACCAACACUGGCUAUAAGCCCCUGUAUAUCCCCUCCAACCGGGUCAACGAUGGUGUUUGUGACUGCUGCGAUGGAACAGACGAGUACAACAGCGGCGUCAUUUGUGAGAACACCUGCAAAGAGAAGGGCCGUAAGGAGAGAGAGUCCCUGCAGCAGAUGGCCGAGGUCACCCGCGAAGGGUUCCGUCUGAAGAAGAUCCUUAUUGAGGACUGGAAGAAGGCACGGGAGGAGAAGCAGAAAAAGCUCAUUGAGCUACAGGCUGGGAAGAAGUCUCUGGAAGACCAGGUGGAGAUGCUGCGGACAGUGAAGGAGGAAGCCGAGAAGCCAGAGAGAGAGGCCAAAGAGCAGCACCAGAAGCUGUGGGAAGAGCAGCUGGCUGCUGCCAAGGCCCAACGGGAGCAGGAGCUGGCGGCUGAUGCCUUCAAGGAGCUGGAUGACGACAUGGACGGGACGGUCUCGGUGACGGAACUGCAGACUCACCCGGAGCUGGACACAGAUGGGGAUGGGGCGUUGUCAGAAGCGGAAGCUCAGGCCCUCCUCAGUGGGGACACACAGACAGACGCCACCUCUUUCUACGACCGCGUCUGGGCUGCCAUCAGGGACAAGUACCGGUCCGAGGCACUGCCCACCGACCUUCCAGCACCUUCUGCCCCUGACUUGACGGAGCCCAAGGAGGAGCAGCCACCAGUGCCCUCGCCGCCUACAGAGGAGGAGGAGGAGGAGGAGGAAGAAGAGGAGGCUGAAGAAGAGGAGGAGGAGGAGGAUUCCGAGGUGCAGGGGGAGCAGCCCAAGGAGGCCCCACCGCCACUGUCACCCCCGCAGCCGGCCAGCCCUGCCGAGGAAGACAAAAUGCCGCCCUACGACGAGCAGACACAGGCCUUCAUCGAUGCUGCCCAGGAGGCCCGCAACAAGUUCGAGGAGGCCGAGCGGUCGCUGAAGGACAUGGAGGAGUCCAUCAGGAACCUGGAGCAAGAGAUUUCUUUUGACUUUGGCCCCAACGGGGAGUUUGCUUACCUAUACAGCCAGUGCUACGAGCUCACCACCAACGAAUAUGUCUACCGCCUCUGCCCCUUCAAGCUUGUCUCGCAGAAACCCAAACUCGGGGGCUCUCCCACCAGCCUCGGCACCUGGGGCUCAUGGGCUGGCCCCGACCACGACAAGUUCAGUGCUAUGAAGUAUGAGCAAGGCACGGGCUGCUGGCAGGGCCCCAACCGCUCCACCACCGUGCGCCUCCUGUGCGGGAAAGACACCAUGGUGACCAGCACCACAGAGCCCAGUCGCUGCGAGUACCUCAUGGAGCUGAUGACGCCGGCCGCCUGCGCGGAGCCACCGCCGCCUGAAGCACCCACCGAAGACGACCAUGACGAGCUCUAGCUGGAUGGGUGCAGAGGUGGGCGGGGAGGUGGAGUCUCGGCCCGCCCCAGCAAGGAGAGGCGGCGGGCUCUGAGGAAGAUGGACCCACAUGGCCAAUCUAUCAACCUGUGUCCCUGUGUUCCCUGCUUUUUUUUUUUUUUUUUUUUUGAGGUGGAGUCUCACUCUUUGGCCCAGGCUGGAGUGCAGUGAUGCGACCUCAGCUGACUGCAACCUCCACCUCCCGGGUUCGAACAAUUCUCCUGCCUCAGCCUCCCAAGUAGCUGGGAUUACAGGUGUGCACCACCACGCCUGGCUAAUUUUUGUAUUUUUAGUAGAGAUGGGGUUUCACCAUGUUGGCCUGGAUGGUCUCGAACUCCUGACCUCAGAUGAUCCACCUGCCUCAGCCUCCCAAAGUGCUGGGAUUACAGGCAUGAGCCACCACACCCGGCCAUCUCCUGCCUUUUUUUUUUUUUGGAUGGAGUUUCACUCUUGUUGCCGAGGCUGGAAUGUGGAAUGCAAUGGCGCGAUCUCGGCUCACUGCAACUUCCACCUCCUGGGGGUGCAAGCAAUUCUCCUGCCUCAGCCUCCUGAGUAAUUGGGACUACAGGCGCUGCCACCAUGCCUGGCUAAUUUUUUUGUAUUUUUAGUAGAGAUGGGGUUUCACCGUGUUAACCAGGUUGGUCUUGGUCUCCUGACCUCGUGAUCCGCCCUCCUUAGCCUCCCAAAGUGCUGGGAUUACAGGCAUGAGCUACUGUGUCUGGCCAUCCCCUGCUUUUUAAAAAAAGAUUUUUUUACUUUUGAAAAUAAAUAGGCCAGGCGUGGUGGCUCACAUCUGUAAUCCCAGCACUUUGGGAGGCUGAGGCAGGCGGAUCACUUGAGGUCAGGAGGUUGAGACCAGCCUGACCAACAUGGUGAAACCCCAUCUCUACUAAAAAUACAAAAAAAUUAGCUGAGUGUGGUGGUAGGUGCCUGUAGUUCCAGCUGCUCGAGAGGCUGAAGCACAAGAAUCACUUGAACCCGGGAGGUGGAGGUUGGAGUGAGCCAAGAUCAUGCUACUGCACUCUCCAGCCUGGGCUACAGAGCGAGACUCUCAAAAAAAAAAAAAGAGAAAAUAGACAAGGUCUCCAGGCUGGUCAACUCCUGGCCUCAAAUGAUCCUCCCACCUCAGCCUCCCAAGCAGCCGGGACUACAGGCAAACAUCACCAUGUCCAGCUGUCCCCAGCUUUCUAAUCUGGUCUUUCUCUUGCCCCAGAACCUCAAGAAGGCAUGAAGCCAGCCCCUGCAGUGCCGUCCACCUGCCCCUCUGUCCGGGCCUGCCUAUGGCUCUGUUGCCCUCCUCUGGGGCGGCAGGACCUUUGUGGGGCUUCGUGCCCUGCUCUGGGGCCCAGGCGGGGCUGGUCCACAUUCCCAGGCCCCAACAGCCUCCAAAGAUGGGUAAAGGAGCUUGCCCUCCCUGGGCCCACCACCCCCAGCCCUGUCCCUGCCACCCCUCCUAGUGGGGACUAGUGAAUGACUUGACCUGUGACCUCAAUACAAUAAAUGUGAUCUCCCACCCACA
This is a messenger RNA of Pongo pygmaeus (Bornean orangutan), 3395 nucleotides long. RefSeq names its product PRKCSH beta subunit of glucosidase II (gene PRKCSH). The transcript has 17 exons. The coding region runs from base 254 to 1858 and encodes 534 amino acids. Gene Ontology annotation, molecular function: calcium ion binding; protein binding. Gene Ontology annotation, cellular component: glucosidase II complex. Gene Ontology annotation, biological process: N-glycan processing; liver development. NCBI's taxonomy places the organism in Eukaryota, Metazoa, Chordata, Mammalia, Primates, Hominidae. The record is from RefSeq and is a predicted model, not a curated record.